This is a messenger RNA of Naegleria fowleri, 2937 nucleotides long. RefSeq lists its product as uncharacterized. The transcript is spliced from 2 exons. The record is from RefSeq and is a predicted model, not a curated record. Gene Ontology annotation, cellular component: ribonucleoprotein complex. Lineage: Eukaryota; Heterolobosea; Eutetramitea; Acrasida; Naegleriidae. Gene Ontology annotation, molecular function: RNA binding. The coding region runs from base 1 to 2937 and encodes 978 amino acids.
AUGGAUCUCACCACAACUACUCUCCUGCCCCGAAGCAAUAGUCUUCGUCAGGUUUCUCGUUUUGUAUCAUCAUCAUCGUCCUCUCUAACCGAUCAAUCACACGAACCACGACAUACUCAACAACCAUCUCCUCCUGAAAGUACUUUAGGUAUCUUAACCGAUCCGAUCACAUCCAAAGGUGAGCUUUUGCAACAUCAACAUUCACCACCAUCACUCCGUCAUGGUUCCUCAUCAUUGAAUAGUCACUCUUCAUCGUCUUGUUAUUAUUACGGUGGAAGUGGUGAUGGUAUGAGUGAAUAUUUGUCUUUAUCUUCUUCAUCGUGUUCAUCAUCAUCAUCAUCGUCCUUCUCUUCGGAUUGGUUGUGGAGAUCGUCAUUUCCGUUAUCUCAGGCCUUCGGACCAACAUCAUCAUCAUCAUCAAUCCAUCACCAAUUAUUUCCAUCAUCCUAUCAACAACAAUAUGUACUUCCAACCACAAGUAUUCAUCUUAAUCCAUCCUUGACGAAUUGUAAUUCUAUCAUUUCAAAUAUUGUAGAAUCAUUUCAUUAUUGUAUUAUUAUCGAAUUUGAAUUUUCGUAUCCGCAAACAUGUUUGAGUUUUGAUCGGAACGGUACAAACAGUAGCAGCAGCAAUGGUGGAUUCUCAUCGUGGCUUUUGGGUCUAGACACAAAAGAGGAUUCCAUGAUCAUGCCAUCAUCCUACUUGGGUGUGGCACCAUCAUUUCCGAGUGGUGUCAAAUCGGUGUGCUUUCAUAUUGUCAAGUGUGACGCCACCACGACAACAAAUAAUAGUGCUCUUCGGAAAGCCACUUCGGAACAACAUGGUGACACGACUAAUGAGCACGGAAAAUCGCUCAAUCAUCACGAUGGAAAAUCGAUCAAAAAUCACCACAUGAGCAGCACUUCCACCGCUGCCACAAAUUCCAAUGAUCACAUGAAUGGUAUCUCACCUCACACUCGCACCAGUCAAAAGGGAUUGAUCAUUAAUUUGGAGGAAUAUGAUCCGUCGAGUACAGAAAUUUUACAAUGUGAACACUAUACGCCCUAUCCUGUACAUUUUGUUUCUAAUUUUUGUGAAUUACUCCAAUUGCUUGACGAGAGUAUUGAACGAGAAUCACUCACUCUGUUGCAACAACAACCGAUCCAAUCCGAACAAUUAUCAUCAUCCUCUUCGGCAGACCACAUUCUUACACCAAGCAAAUUACAUUCUUGUUUCCUCUCUCCUGUCCAUCAUUGUUGCUUUUCAACGUCGACGGAACAACAACAACAGAACACCAACAAUAUCAACAACCAGCACUAUCAAUCAACACUUUCCUAUUGCUCCAGUGUCGUCAAUAUUCCUCAACUCAUUCAGGAACUUGCACAACGACAUUGCAUUCAUAUUGACAGUCUCUUUGAACGACCAUUCUUUACAUUAAUUGAGAAUAACCAUUUAUCUUAUCAAACAACAACAUUGUCUACUGCAGCAGUUUCAAAGGAAAACCAUUCAAUCCCCUCCUUCUUUCAAGGCAAUUUCACAAUGAUUAAGAAUUGCGAAAAAAUGGCACAAACCAUCCUCAAGCAAGUACAUCAAAGUGAAGUGGACUCCUCUUCUUGUUCAUCUCACUCGACUACUACUCCUACCACCUCUACUUUAGAAUACCCACAACAAGAAGCCAUGUUUGUUUCAUCGGGGGCAGCAUCCUCUCUAUCAUCCUCAUCAUUGGAAAACCAAACUAGUACUAGUCAUGAACACGACAAGUCGUCGGACAUGAAUGGUAGGGUUAUUGCGCUCAAUCAUAAUGGCGUUGUUGAUGCUUCAAGUGCUCUUACAAGUACUACCAACAGCAGCACCAGCUCCAACAGCAAUAACAACAGCAGCAAUGAACAACAACAACGACCAACGACUAGCUUUAUAUCCAAGCCUCUCUCCAUUCAUUCACCUUCAUUUGAGCCUCCUCCUCAUGUCUUGCAACAAACUAUUCGGCAAGAAAGAGCCCUAUUACAACAAGUCGACUCUCCCCUUACGGACGAAUUUAAGACAAGUGUUGCAAGGCUUAGAGGAUUACCAUGGACUAGUACCAUUCGUGAUAUUGCUGAAUUCUUCUCAGAAUUUAAGCUUGCCAAGAGAGAUCCUUCCCUCAGCAAUUUGGAAGAACAGAUACAAGCAGCGACCGCAGAGUACUCUACAAUGACCUACUAUCCGUCCCAUAUUGAGAGUAGUAUGCAACCACUUGAGCAUUCUGAGAAUAGCCCUAAUAGUUCCACCUCCAUCACAAUGAAACGCCCUAAUAGAUCACAGAAAAGUAAUGCUCAUGCUGGCAACAAUAAUGGUUCAACUCAUUCUAGAGGAGGCAAUGCUUCAGCAGUAUCGAACACUCCUAGUCAAACUUCUCCCACCACCACAAACACUUCUGCUACUCUUCCCUCACCACCAACCUAUGCUGAUGUUUUGAAGGGAAUUUCAGUACCAUCAUCAAGUGCAACCUUCUCCUCUAAUGCUACCUCCUCAUCUGCCACACAUCACUCUUCUUCAUCGCCAUCAACAUUCUCGCAUUCACCAACCACCUCUACUACUCCUCAACAACAAGACUCCUCACCAACCAGUCAUUCACAACAACAACCAUCAAUCCUCACGAUUCGUAACAAUGAAUGGACCUCAAUGGAUUCAUCUUCAACAGCAGCAGUAUUCGACUCGUCAACCACAGGUCAAUCCACACAAGUAGCAGUAAGACAAUACACAUUACCAAUUGAACUUGUUAAGGAAUUGGACAUUCUUCUCAUGCUUAAUUAUUAUGGAAAAUCAACAGGUGAAGCCUAUGUUCGUUUUGAGUCUGAUGAAGAACUUGAGAGAGCAAGAAAGACCAUGGACAAGAAGAAUCUUGGCAAUCGAUACAUUGAGAUUUUCAAGAGCACAGUGGAUGAGAUGGAACAUUCAAGAAAAAGUUCUCGAACGUAA